AUGGAUCCCGCUCCUCUUCAGAAGCACAUCCUUGGGUGCUAUGAGGCUCGGGAGAAGGUUUUGGGUGUGUUCUCCGCACCGGAACUUUCAACAACCCCUCUGGUGCCCAUCGAGCUGGAGCAGGCUGAGGUCUGCCACUCUGGGGUGUUGUCCUUGGUUUCCACGCCAAUCUCAGAGCCUGCUGAGUUGGCCACCGAGCCUGAGGUGAUCGAUAUCAGCAUUGUGGACGCUCCAAGCUUGCUCGACAAGGAGCUUCCUGUUGUCCUCUCCCCCGUGAUUGGGGUUAAGUAUGAUGAGCCUACAGCCGCGGCUCCAUUUGUGGACGAGCUUGGCACUGUCAUGCCACAUCUCGGGUCUGGAUCUCCAGUGCCUGCGGCCCAGCCCAGCCUGGACAUUGUGCCCAUGGACGGAGGGGUCGAGCAAGGAGUUGAGCCCGUCGAACAGCCAUUUAUGAAGGUCAUCUCUGGUAGCUUCGAGCUGCCUGUCGCUACCGAGCCGAGCGCUCCGACUGAGUUUCAAACCGUCCCGCCCGCGGUUUCUGCCGUGGCCAAAGAGACUCUCAGCUCCCCCAUCCCUGAGCAGCUGCUACUGUCGUUCCCUCUUACACCCCAGCAGAGAGGGGCAGCUUCUGCAGGAGCAACUUGA
Molecule: messenger RNA, 645 nt
Organism: Thermochaetoides thermophila DSM 1495
Lineage: Eukaryota; Fungi; Ascomycota; Sordariomycetes; Sordariales; Chaetomiaceae
Exons: 4
Coding region: 1-645 (214 amino acids)
Source: RefSeq, a predicted model, not a curated record